This is a messenger RNA of Camellia sinensis, 1806 nucleotides long. NCBI's taxonomy places the organism in Eukaryota, Viridiplantae, Streptophyta, Magnoliopsida, Ericales, Theaceae. The record is from RefSeq and is a predicted model, not a curated record.
AAAUUUUCCAAUUCUUGAUAAAAUACCUAAAUACUUAUACUCUUUUAAUUUUAUCCCUCUAAGAAAAAUUAAACACAACCAUUUUAAAACUAAACUCUAAGAAAGAAAUGAUGGUCAUGUAAGUUAGGCCAAGUUGGUUAAAUAAGAGCUUUUCUUAGGCUACACUAUUAACAAGUCGCGCAAAAGGAACAGAGAAAUGUUCCCUAUUGCAACUCUUUUCCACCCUAUCUUUCUCCUCUUCCUCUCCAUCUUUGUGUUUCUUUGGAAAUGGCUCCUCUCUCCUCAAACCAACAACAAACAAAACUUGCCACCAUCACCACCAAAGCUCCCAAUCAUAGGAAACCUCCACCAACUAGGUCCCCAACCACACCGCUCUCUCCAAUCCCUAGCUCGCCGUCAUGGCCCCCUCAUUCUCCUCCACCUUGGGAACAUCCCCACUCUCAUAGUCUCCUCAGCUGAGUUCGCUCAAGCGGUCAUGAAAACCCAUGAUCUCUUCUUCUCAAGCAGGCCCAACUCAGCCAUCCCGCGACGCCUCCUCUAUGAUUUGAAGGACUUAUCUUUAGCCCCCUACGGCGACUACUGGCGACAAAUGAGAAGCAUAUGUGUCUUACAACUUCUAAACACCAAAAGGGUUCACUCGUUUCGACGAGUGAGAGAAGAAGAGACUAUUGCCUUGCUUGAAAAGAUAGAAAACCGGUCUUCUUCUCCAAUGGACUUAAGCGAAAUGUUGGCUUCACUUACGAAUGAUGUGAUUUGUAGGGUUGCGUUUGGGAGGAAGUACAGUGAAGGUGAGAGAGGGAAGAAGUUUAAAGAGUUGUUGGAAGAGUUUGGUGCAUUGUUGGGUGUCUUUAAUGUGGGUGAUUUUAUACCAUGGCUUGGUUGGGUGAACUAUGUGAGUGGUUUGAAUGGGAGAGUGGAGAGGAAUUUUAGGGAGUUUGAUUGCUUUCUUGAUGAGGUUAUUGAUAAUCAUAUGGGGCAAUGGAGGAGUGGAAGAAAAAAGGGUGGUGAUAAAGGGGAAGAUGAGCAAAUCGACUUAGUGGAUGCUUUGCUUGAAAUUCAGAAAGAUAGUAGUAGUAGCAUGGAUGGUGGUGCUUCCUUGGGUAGAGAUAACCUCAAAGCUAUUAUUUUGGAUAUGUUUGCUGCUGGAGCGGAUACCACCUACACAGUAUUAGAAUGGGCUAUGACUGAAUUGCUAAGGCACCCUACAACAAUGAAGAAACUCCAAGAGGAGGUUAGAGGAAUUGCCCCUAAAAAAGCAAACUUAAGUGAGGAUGAUCUUGAACAAAUGCACUAUUUAAAAGCAAUAAUCAAAGAGACUCUUCGGCUACACCCUCCGGUGCCAUUACUAAUUCCUCGAGAAUCAACCAAACAUGUCAAAUUACAAGGCUACGACAUCCCGACCAAAACAAGAGUAUUCAUCAACGCAUGGGCUAUUGGGAGAGACCCUUUAUCAUGGGAAGAGCCAGAGGAGUUUCGACCAGAAAGGUUCUUGAAUAGUUUGAUAGACUUCAACGGACAAAAUUUUCAAUUUAUUCCAUUUGGGGCUGGAAGAAGAGGGUGUCCUGGAAUUGUAUUUGCUAUUGCCAAUCUUGAACUUGUGUUAGCCAGUCUUGUGCACAAGUUUGAUUGGGCGUUGCCUGGAGGGGUAACAGGGGAUAAUAUGGAUUUAGCCGAAUCUUCAGGGAUAACUAUUCAUAGAAAGUUUCCCUUAAUUCUUGUUGCAACUCCUUGUUUCUAAGGUUAUUUUGAUUAUUUCUUGAACCAUUAUGUGACUCAAUUAUUAAUAUUUUCACUGCUUUGAUCAUA